Leptinotarsa decemlineata (Colorado potato beetle) is the source of this 1093-nucleotide messenger RNA. Its product is annotated as microprocessor complex subunit DGCR8-like. The record is from RefSeq and is a predicted model, not a curated record. Lineage: Eukaryota; Metazoa; Arthropoda; Insecta; Coleoptera; Chrysomelidae.
AUGUAUUUAGGUCCCUACCAAAAGUUAUCACCAAGACAAUACUUCUCUCAAAGACCUACUCUGCCAGAUGGUACGAAACUCAUAACAUUUCCCAUUAGAAAUUCAGAAUCAUCUGAAAGUGUAUCCAAGAAAGAAUGGAUAAUGAAUCCCAAUGGAAAGUCGUAUGUUUGUAUUUUGCAUGAGUACGUUCAACAUGCUUUGAAGAAACAACCUACAUACAAGUUCACUGAAUUGGAAAAUGCUGCUACACCGUACGCUGCCACUGUCAUAAUAAAAGAUAUGCUAUAUGGAGUAGGAUAUGGAACAAGCAAAAAACAAGCCAAAUGUGAGGCAGCUAAAGCAACGUUGGAGAUACUCAUUCCAGAAAUGAAAUUGAAAAUAACACCUGAUCAGCAAACAGGUGAUACCACAAAAUUCAAGGACCAGGAUUUAUCCUACUUCGAUGAAAUCAGGGUGGAGGAUCCCCGUGUUGCUGAAUUCUGUGCCAAAACAACAGAGCCUCCUCCAUACGACAUAUUGCUGACAUGCCUUCAACGGAACUUUGGAAGGAGACCUCUGCAGGUCUACUACAAUGGCAAGACUUCUAAAAAUCAUGGUAAUGAAUAUACCAUGGUCGUUAAUGAACACAGGGCUAUAGUGGCUUGUAAAAAUAAACGGGAUGGCAAGCAGAGAGCUUCUCAAGCUAUUCUCCAACUUCUACACCCUAGUAUUACAUCGUGGGGCUCACUUCUACGGCUGUAUGGUAAUAGGUCAGUGAAGAGCUUCAAAGAAAAGAAGAUGGAGGAACAAGAAAUCACGUCAUUGCAGAGUAAAGCAGCUAUCAACCAACCAAACUAUGCCAUACUGAAUAAACUAUGUGUAGAAUUAGGCAAGCUCAGAGAUAAACGAAAAUUGGUGAAACCGAUAGGAAUUUUAAACACGGAUGAAGCUGAGGCUGUUCCAAGUAUAUCGACUGCCAAUUUGGAAAAUUAGACUUUUUAACUUGAAAAGUUAGUUUUAUUUAUUCUAGUUCAUUAUUUAAUACACACAAUUGGUUUUAUAUAUAUACAUGAAAUGUGCCAUAAUUGUGUUGUGAGUUUUUUUGUCUUAGGUA